Molecule: messenger RNA, 689 nt
Organism: Linum trigynum
Lineage: Eukaryota; Viridiplantae; Streptophyta; Magnoliopsida; Malpighiales; Linaceae
Source: the annotation of a GenBank genome assembly
AUCUCCAAAGUCUGUAAACACAUCUCCAGAAAAUGGGGAUGCUCAUGAGUUCCCUGGGAAAAGGAGUGCCGUCGACACAGAUGAUAGGUUUUGUGAUGGGAACCCUGUACAAGCAAUUUGUUGACAGAGACAUCCAGUGCUUUGAUGACUUCCAUUUCGCCAUUCUCGACAUUUUCAACUCUUUCAACUCAGCUUUACCAGGAAAGCACUACGAUGCCCCCUCCCGAAAGGAAGUUGAGGAAUGUUUCCAUGCGUGGACGAAAGCUGGAGAUGGGUCGGCAAAGAAGGAGCUGUUCGUCGCGUUUAUGAAGAAGAAGGUGCAUCUGAGCAGACUAGACGACUCGACAAUGGUGACGGGGAUAGUGACGCCACCAGCAGCCAUGGCGGCCAAGAGAGCAGGCGAGAACGUGCCCCAGUUGAAGAUGAUCAAGUACAUCCCGGACGUCAUCUUUGUUCCAUCGGCGACCGUUCUUGCCAUCGUCACUGCUAAGCUCACCAAGAGGAUGUUCCUGGGCAACUUUGCAUCUUGAGAAAGAUCAUUCUGAGUUCUGGGAUUUGUGUAAUUGGUGUCAGUUCCGUGCUUAUUUUGGAUUUUUCGGCUUACAGAAGAGGAUGCAAUCCAAGUAUCCAACUAUUGAUACAUGCAUUAUAGUGGGUGAGCUAUCAACAAAGAAAAUAGAAUUCCACAA